This is a messenger RNA of Triticum aestivum (bread wheat), 3535 nucleotides long. RefSeq names its product L-type lectin-domain containing receptor kinase IX.1. Gene Ontology annotation, molecular function: ATP binding; protein kinase activity. The coding region runs from base 555 to 2678 and encodes 707 amino acids. Lineage: Eukaryota; Viridiplantae; Streptophyta; Magnoliopsida; Poales; Poaceae. The transcript has 5 exons. Gene Ontology annotation, biological process: protein phosphorylation. The record is from RefSeq and is a predicted model, not a curated record.
ACAAGCCUUCCCCAUAUAUGUUUUUAGGUGGGUUAUCAAUAUCUCGCGUUAUAUCUAUUUUUGGGAUCGUCCUUAACGAAGAUGGAGAACUCUUAAUUGAAAGAAGGAUGUCUCUUUUAUAGGAUACCUCUACUAGGAACUUUACAUAUUGAGGAAUAGAUACAUGUGGUUCUGGAGACAUGUAUAUAGGAGAAGCAUAUAUAUGCACUUUUCCUAAUAUAUGCUUUUAUCAAGCAGCAUGAGAAAUGGAGAACUGAUAAACAAGGUAAAGACCUUUGAACUGAAAUUGCUAGUUCCCCAGACCCCAGAGUCUUCUGCCUAGUUUGGCAUCACUAAAGGGAUAGUGACUGGGGCAAAAACUAAUAUUUUUGACACUGACUGGGGCAAAAACUAAUAUUUUUGACACUGACUGGGGCAAAUACUAUACAUGAUGUAAGCCGAAAAUAAGCCGGCUGAGGAACACCCCUCAUAUGACAUUUGGCAUUACCCAAGCUCCAAAUUAUGUAUCUGCCUCGGACAGAUUCUACUUCAUCAUCUCCAGCAAAAUAUAAAGUAUGGCGUGCAUAAGCUUAAUCUUGGUCAGGUUUGUCAUCCUCGUCCUCGCCGUUGUUGCAUCUCUCGGCGUCGGCGCCGCUGCCGCAGUUGGCAAGCAGGACAAGUUCCUGGCUCCAGUGCAUCCUUCCUGCUCGACCAGUGGCAACUACACCGAUGGCAGCCAGUUCAAGAAGAACCUCGACGAGCUCCUCGCCGCCCUCCCCGCGGCCGCCAGCAGGAACGACGGGUUCUACAUCGGCACUGUGGGGGACUCGGGAUCUCCCGACCAGGUCUUCACCCUCAUCAUGUGCUAUGCCGACCACGACGCGGCGGAGUGCCUGGAAUGCCUCACCGGAGCGCCGGCGGGGAUCAUGGCCUUGUGCCCUGGCAGCCGGGACGUGCGCGCGGCAUACGAUGCGUGCAUACUCCGGUACUCCCCGGUGUCGCCCUUUGCAUCCACGGCCGACCUCGAGAUCCCUUUCUACGUGAAGUACACCGCUCCCAUCCUAGUUGAUCCGGUGGCCAUGGCCAGGGCGUGGCUUCCGCUGAUGGCCGACCUCACGGGACAGGCCGCUGGGUCGCUGGCGCGGGCAGCGAGUGGGAGCACACCGUACGAUGCUUCGUGGCGGGUGUUCGGGCUGGCGCAGUGCACGAGGAACCUCAACGCGAGCGAGUGCAGCCGGUGCCUCUCCUCCUUGGUCGGCAAACUGCCGGAGCUGUUCCAGAACGAGACCGGUGGCGCCGUCAAGGCAUACAGCUGCUACGUGCACUACCAGAUCGGCCCCUUUGAGAUAACCCUUCCACCUGCAUCAGAACCACCGCCGCAGUCGUCUCCAAAGCCCGGAGAAGCAUCGUCUUCUUCAAGAACAAGGCUCCUGAUCGGCAGCUCCAUUGGUACCGUGUCGUUCUUGAUCAUUCUGGUUGGUGUCUUGGUCUGUCUCCUUGUCCGACGACGGCAAAAGCACCCAAUCACUGCCAAUAAGCAGGCAAAGGGGCAAGAGCCGGAAGAUGGCAAAUUCUCCGACGGCGACGACCCAGCCAUGGAAGACGACUUCGAGAAAGGGACUGGGCCCAAGAGAUUUCGCUACGUUGAGCUGGCCAUCGCAACCGACAACUUCUCUGACGAGAAGAAGCUCGGGGAAGGAGGUUUCGGCUCCGUGUACAGAGGGUACCUCAAGGAGUCGAACCUUGAGGUGGCCAUCAAGAGAGUAUCCAAAGGUUCCAAGCAAGGGAAGAAAGAGUAUGCUUCCGAGGUGACAAUUAUAAGCAGACUCCGGCACCGAAACCUGGUGCAGCUCAUCGGCUGGUGCCACGGCGGUGGCGAGCUGCUCCUUGUCUACGAGCUGAUGCCCAAGGGCAGCCUUGACACGCACCUCUACGGCGGCAAGAACGCAGCCGUGCUGCCAUGGCCGGUCAGGCAUGAGAUCGUGCUUGGACUGGGCUCUGCCCUCCUGUAUCUUCACCAAGAGUGGGAGCAGUGCGUCCUGCACAGAGACAUCAAACCAAGCAACAUCAUGCUGGACGCCUCCUUUGCUGCCAAGCUCGGCGACUUCGGGCUUGCCAGGCUCGUUGACCAUGGCCGAGGCUCGCACACCACGGUGCUCGCCGGCACGAUGGGAUACAUGGACCCGGAAUGCAUGACCACCGGCCGGACCAGCGCCGAGUCGGACGUGUACAGCUUCGGUGUCGUGCUCCUCGAGAUUGCCUGCGGCAGGCGGCCUCUGGCAGUGGCAGAAGAGGAGCAGAUGGCCCACCUGGCUCAGCGGGUCUGGGCAUCAUACGGCGUGGGAAGGGUUCUUGAUGCCGCUGACGCGCGGCUGGAGGGGGAGUUUGACGCCGAGGAGGUGGAGCGUGUGAUGGUCGUCGGGCUCUGGUGCGCGCACCCUGACCGGAGCCUCAGGCCGUCCAUCAGGCAGGCCGUCGGUGUGCUGCGGCGCGAGCAGCCUCUGCCGACCCUACCGGAGAGGAUGCCGGUGGCAACUUUCUUGUACGUGCCCCUACUGGUUGAUGGUUCAAGUUCCACGUUGUCUACUGGUGUCACCGGCGCUGGCGGCAGUGGCAGCAGCGGAACUGACACGACGGCGGAGAAGUCGAUGUCGAUGCGAAGCAACACGGUAGUGGAUGGACAAAUCACUGGACGCUAAAUGUUGUAAAGGGACAAAUUGAUACGCUCAGUUUGCUAACACGAAGUAAUUUGUUAAUUAUCCUAAUUUCUGAUUAUUCCAUUAAAAUUGAGCUAUUGUGAUAGUAAAAAACUGUCUCAUUAAAUUCAGUUAAUCAUCAGAACGGCUUAUACUUUCUUUGCAGUUUCUUUCAUUCUCUACCCGCAAAUGGGGUGCAUACCAGUGGAGUCAAAGCUUUGUAGAUUUGGCUUUGACUCAGCUCGUUUUCAAAACAAAUGAGCUCAAUUUGAUUUGAGCUUGUGGUCGAGCUGCAGAGUCUGACUCGUACUUGGUUUCUACUUACAUCAAGCCUCUAAAAUAUCUUAUAUUUGUUUACAGAGGAAGUACUAACGAUGUUGAUGCUGUUUCGAGCCAUUUUCAAGCUAGAUGAAAAAAAACAUGAUCCUCUUGUCAUAAUAUAAAUCUUGUUAGCAUAAAAUAAUUUAAGAAGUUCAUAGCAUAAGCAAUGUUGGUCAACAUUGGGUGUUCAGAAUUCUUAGCACCAAUUCAAACUGGUGAUAACCAUUGGAAGAUGUAGGAGCGACUCAAAGUUGAUUAAGUACAGGGCGUAAAAUGUGAAUGUGUGUAGUCAUAUAUUCUUAUUUUUACCCAUCGUGCCUUUUUUAUUUUUUACAUGUGUACCCCAGUUUAACACUUGUUUUGUACUUAAACUUUAAUAAAUACUAGAAAGGCUGGGCGCGCUUUGCCGCGCCGUUAGUGUUGUUGGGUUUCUUAAAAACAUGACCCACUUUGUUCCAAAUAUAAGGUGUAUUGCAUUUUUUGAAAGUCAAAUCUUUUUAAGUUGGAUCAAAUUUGUAGAGAAAUAUAUCAAAAUCCAU